CUAAGUGCUCCUCCCAAAUGCGCGAAAAAAUGCGCAUGAGGGUAUGUGCACAGGACACCGUAGUGACGGAAGUGCCUGCUAUGGAGGAUACGAAUGUAUUUUUUAUCCACGGGUUUGAUCAUAAAUCGGUUUAUUUAUCGUUAGCCAGAUUAAAAAUGGCAGCCGUGUUUCUAGUUAUGUUGUAUGAAUAUUCUCCUUUAUUUUACAUUAGUGUCAUAUCCUUAUGUUUCGUUGUUACCGCCGCCAUGGUCCUCGGCUGGUUUGGUUUCGAUGUCCCAGUGAUUCUUCGUAGCUCUGAUGAGACUGAGUCAGUCUUGCCUGUCCCAGAGAAGAGGAUGGUUCAGGUGACCAACCCCUUUGCCCUGGAGAUGGGGACCUCUGGGGUGGCCUCUGUGACUGAGGGUGUGUCCCUGCGUCCAUGCUGCCUGGAGCCCUGUGUGCUGAGCUGUUACUGGGGUUGUGGUGUCCAUGCCCUCCAGGGGGCGCUACAGACCCACCAACAUGGCCCCAGCAGGCUCAGCACACCACAACAGUUCCAGGAAGCCCUGCACUUCCAGUACCACCACUGCCAAAGUUUCCAUAUCAGUGGAGAGGACAGAGAGGAGCACUACAGCGAGAUGCCAGCUGAACUGAGGAUCACUGAUUUUGGUCAUUUGCCACGGGAACGUUAUCCCCUGGUGGCUCUCCUCACACUGGCUGAGCCUGAAGCCAGGGACACAUACAACAUUGCCGCCAGUGUCACCGUAGUCCAUCUUCCAGAUGACAAAUACAGCCUGUCGGCACGGAUCCUGUUUCAAUACCUCCUCACGGCACAAGGGAACAUGUAUGAGUUAAAGUCACUCUUUAUGUCAGCUGAGAGCAUGGGGUUGUCAGGGGCGACUGACCCCGCCCCUAGCACAGAGAUACCACCAGAACGACAGGAAAGAGAACAUGGAAGGGAGGAAGAGGAGAAGACACCAGGAAUGGAAGAUGAAGAGGAGUGGUCAGAGGAGGGAAAAGCCAAAGACUGUGUUGUGUGUCAGAAUGCACCUGUUAACCGUGUUCUGCUACCCUGCAGGCACGCCUGUGUGUGUGACGGCUGUGUCCAUCGCUUCCAACACUGCCCCAUAUGCAGAGCUUUCGUAUUGGAGUCGUUUGCCCUGUUCCAGAAUUCCCCUAUGGAGGAGGAAGAUGAGGAAGAAUGAACUGUGAUGUAGCAGGUCAAUGUCAUUAGAGUAGCUGUAUGGUGGCCAGGAUGUGCAUUAUCACUAUAGGUGCUGGUCCAAUACAGAUAUAAUAGUACCGUUUCAUGGGAAUCAGUGUUUAUCAUAGAAUGGAUGUGAUAUGGUUUUACGCCAAAGUCAUCUAUUGGACACUUCAAACUGUUGUAGGGCUGUGAGCAUAUACAUUUUAUUUUAUCACGUUGAUAGUUGUGGUGUAAACUAUUCCUUGAACUGUUUCUAAACAAUGUAUGUAGAUAUGGAAAACUUACUAUUUGUUUUUAUGUGUAAUGUAUAGAUGUAUUUUAUUUAUUAUCAAUAUACCAUAUAUUAAGUUGUU
Molecule: messenger RNA, 1539 nt
Organism: Salvelinus sp. IW2-2015
Lineage: Eukaryota; Metazoa; Chordata; Actinopteri; Salmoniformes; Salmonidae
Product: cell growth regulator with RING finger domain protein 1-like
Biological process (GO): negative regulation of cell growth
Source: RefSeq, a predicted model, not a curated record